AUGGCAGAACCCAAGGAUGAUCCAGACGCGGCCCAUUUCAUGGACAAGAUUGCAAACCAUCUUGGGAACAGCUGCUUGGAAGAGAACCUCAACGAUUUCCUAGAGCAGCACUCCGAGGAGCUGGUGCUCGAACUCCGCCGAGUUGACUCUUCGCGGUCGCCGGUAGAACAAGAAGGGCUGGAGCAUGAGGCCAAGCGAGAGGAGCUGGGGGGAGAGAAGCAAGAGGAGGCCAGCAUGGCGAGGGGAGAGGGUGCGGAGGGGUACCAAGACGGAGACGGCCACUUCAGCCAACGGGUCCACGAGCUGUACCAGGAGUUCCUGAAGAUCUUGCAGUCGAAUCUCGAAGAGUUUUUGCAAGCGGAAGGGUUGACGGAGACCCAGCUCAGGGACGCGUGCGAGAAGGAAAUGCGGGCGAAGGGUGGCAGGGGGGACUGUUUCAUGCACACCCUCAUCUCUUCGUGGGAAUUCUCAAGUUUCAUCGCGCUUGUUUCGGACUUCGCGGCCGAAGGGAUGGGGUCGGAGGACGAAGAGGAGGAGGAGGACGGGGAGGACGAUAUUGACGGCGACGGGGCGUCGGUGGAUGCCGCCCGGUCGUUCACUUACGGUUCCCGUCUUGACGAUGGAGCUGGAAGCUUCGACGACAUGAUGAGUGGUAGUCGUGAAGCAGUAGGGGAGCGCCGUCUCCUCCGAAGCCAUAACCGCCGGUGUCCUCGCAGCGACAGGAGCAGUAGCAGCAGUGGAAACAGCAGCGGCCGUAGUCGAAGAUCGCCCUCUCCGCCCGCGGCAGGUGCUGCUCCAGACGACGCGCUUGCCGGGCGCGGAGCGGCAGUCGUCGCCUGUAGUAGUAGGAAUCUAAGUGAUGGUGCGAAAGACGGGGCUGCUGGCGUGCGGACGGAGCAGCAGCGGCGGCCGGAUGGUAGUGGUCGUGCGGGUGAUGGUGAUACUCCCGGCGGUUCAGGCAGCAAGGCUAGAAUACACAGCGACAGCAGGAGGGGUAGCAAAGAGGCCGUCAGCUGUUGCGACGAUGCAUACCGUGGCGACGAUGGCACCGAGUCGCAAAGAGCAGGAGGUUCCGCCAGGAUAGAAGCGGGAGUAGGCCCGGGCAUGCAGGAGCUGUCUAUGAGGGCGGAAGCCAAGUGCUAG
This is a messenger RNA of Ectocarpus siliculosus, 1143 nucleotides long. Lineage: Eukaryota; Phaeophyceae; Ectocarpales; Ectocarpaceae. The record is from the annotation of a GenBank genome assembly.